GACUACUCUGACAGAGAUACCCAUACAGUCAGUACUGGGAAAUAAGGACAUGGAGACUACUCUGACAGAGAUACCCAUACAGUCAGUACUGGGAAAUAAGGACAUGGAGACUACUCUGACAGAGAUACUCAUACAGUCAGUACUGGGAAAUAAGGACAUGGAGACUACUCUGACAGAGAUACCCAUACAGUCAGUACUGGGAAAUAAGGUCAUGGAGACUACUCUGACAGAGAUACUCAUACAGUCAGUACUGGGAAAUAAGGUCAUGGAGACCACUCUGACAGAGAUACCCAUACAGUCAGUACUGGGAAAUAAGGACAUGGAGACCACUCUGACAGAGAUACCCAUACAGUCAGUACUGGGAAAUAAAGACAUGGAGACUACUCUGACAGAGAUACUCAUACAGUCAGUACUGGGAAAUAAGGACAUGGAGACUACUCUGACAGAGAUACCCAUACAGUCAGUACUGGGAAAUAAGGACAUGGAGACUACUCUGACAGAGAUACCCAUACAGUCAGUACUGGGAAAUAAGGACAUGGAGACUACUCUGACAGAGAUACUCAUACAGUCAGUACUGGGAAAUAAGGACAUGGAGACUACUCUGACAGAGAUACCCAUACAGUCAGUACUGGGAAAUAAGGUCAUGGAGACUACUCUGACAGAGAUACCCAUACAGUCAGUACUGGGAAAUAAGGUCAUGGUAAUAGAAAUAUACAAUAGACAAAAUCAGUGGAUUAAUUUCUCUCUGAAGACAUGGUUUAGGGUAGUUAAGCAAAAUAAUUUAGACAGAGAGAUCAAACUGCUGAGUUGGCCCGCAUACGACCCCAGCUUCAUCCCUGCAACUCAGGACAGCAGAUUUAAACAAUGGACGCAGAAAGGCAUCACAUCAUUCAGUACAAUUAUAAGGAAUGGGAACCUCGAUAACUUCCAGGACCUAAGUCAAAAACAUGGCUUGGAUAAACAAGAUUUGUACAGAUACCUACCUACAAGUACGACACUAUUUCUCAAGGGAGAUAAAAGUGACUGA
Messenger RNA from Oncorhynchus keta (chum salmon), 1027 nucleotides. RefSeq lists its product as uncharacterized. The record is from RefSeq and is a predicted model, not a curated record. NCBI's taxonomy places the organism in Eukaryota, Metazoa, Chordata, Actinopteri, Salmoniformes, Salmonidae. The transcript has 2 exons. The coding region runs from base 50 to 1027 and encodes 325 amino acids.